Molecule: messenger RNA, 1350 nt
Organism: Poecilia latipinna (sailfin molly)
Lineage: Eukaryota; Metazoa; Chordata; Actinopteri; Cyprinodontiformes; Poeciliidae
Product: SPRY domain-containing SOCS box protein 2
Exons: 2
Coding region: 24-878 (284 amino acids)
Biological process (GO): proteasome-mediated ubiquitin-dependent protein catabolic process; intracellular signal transduction
Cellular component (GO): SCF ubiquitin ligase complex
Molecular function (GO): protein binding
Source: RefSeq, a predicted model, not a curated record
GACACAGAUUUAUCUUCAUCCUAAUGGGUCUCGUCCUGUCUGCCUGGCUGAUCGGCCCAGCAGCUGACCGCGUCCCCUCCUCUUCAUCAUCCUUCCCUCCGCUGGCCGUCCCAACAUCGUCUAGAGUCACCCUCAUCCUGAGCUCCUCUGCAGCGUCUCCAGGAGACAGACGCUCACACUGGAGCUCGCAGCACCACUCUCCUCACUUCCAGCUCUCUCAGUGCAAGCAGGAAGCGACACGCGCACCUGCCGAGCUCAGCAGCGAUGGGGUCAGGGCCGAGGUGGGCGUGGAGAGUGGGCUCCAUGUGUGGGAGGUAACUUGGAACCCUGAGCACAGAGGAAGUCAUGCAGUCAUAGGAAUUUCGAGGCAGGACUGCCCUCUGCAAGACUCAGGUUAUAAAGUUCUGGUGGGUGGAGAUUCCCUGUCAUGGGGAUGGGAACUACAAACCAAUCAGCUCUGGCACGGCGGAGAAACUCUGGCGUGUUUUCCGUGUGAAAGGAGGGUUUCUCUUAGAUUGAAAUCCUCUAACUCACUACACAGCAAAGAGACAGAUGCACCUCUCCUUAUUCCUGAACGCGUCCAGCUGGUCCUGGAUGCUGAUGCGGGGACUCUGGGGUUUGCUGUCGAUGGCAGCUUCCUGGGUGUUGCAUUCAGGGACCUUCCUCCUGGAGUGGAACUGUUCCCAGCAGUAAGCAGCGUGAGAGGAGGAGCACGGAUUGCAUUGCGCUAUCUGAACGGAACCACGCGUAAUCCUCCCGCCCUGAAGGCUCUGUGUGGACUAUCAAUUCUGCAGAAUUUAGGUCAACAAAGGCAGAACCAAGUGGACAAACUGCCUCUACCACCUUUACUCCAACACUACCUGCUUUCCUCUUUCUAAUUCCCUUGCACAUUUACAUACAAAUGUUUUUGUAUUUUCUUUUAAAUUCAUUUGUUUGUAUUGCUUAUGUUAUUUAUUGAUAGUUUUAUAAUUGGCAAACUCACUUUGGAUAAUAAAAACCUCCACGCAAGCCUAAUAAAGACUCCUUCAACUGCAAACACAUGUAAAUAGUCUGAAUGUUUGUUUUAAUAAACCAGACUUGCAGAUACAUAAACCUUUUCCAGGUAUCAGAUCUUUCUUUUUUCCUUUUAUUUCUGAAAUAUUGAAACGCUGUCAGUAGAGCUGCCUGUUCAAGCUGAUAGAUGGAAAUGUCACACUAAGCUUAAAAACAGUCAUGCUGAAAACGAUAUUCUUAAAUUGUUGAAAUUGAUUUGAAUAGUUAGAAAACUGAAACAAAUGUGAUCUCAGGUUGUGAUCCAGAAAAUGCUACUUUUACUUUUGUUGUAAGAAACAUCCAAUGAUGAGUGCAAAU